CAUUUGAUUAUAAACUGGUCAGGGAUCGGUCUUUUUUGCCUAUCAGAAGAGCGUGCUAUUCUGGUUGUAAGUAUUCGAUAAAAAAUGCAACAGUGUCAUCCAUUUGCCACUAUUUUAUUAAGUUUUUGUUACAAAAAUAAUUAAAGAAUUUCUCUAUAUAGCACCCAAUUGAUUUUAGGAGUUUUUUUAUGUCCGAAUAACUUUAAUUCUCUAUUAUCGUUCACACAUUGGUUCUUUCAGAAACAUGGCUAUAAGACCAUUGAAAACACGUAGGGAGGAGAAAAAACGUACGAAGAAAUUUAUUCGUCAUCAAUCGGAUAGAUACAAGAAGGUAAAGACAAACUGGAGAAAACCUAAGGGUAUCGACAAUCGUGUUCGUCGCCGCUUCAAAGGCCAAUUUUUGAUGCCCAAUGUUGGCUACGGUUCUAGUGUAAAGUCCCGUCAUGUGAUGCCUUCAGGCUUCAAGAAGUUCCUCAUUAACAAUAUUAAAGAUCUAGAAUUAUUGUUGAUGCAGAACCGAGUAUACGCUGGAGAGAUUGGUCAUGCUGUAUCAUCAAAGAAGAGGAAGGCUAUCGUUGAGAGAGCCCAACAACUGAACAUCAAAUUAACCAACGGACACGCCCGCUUACGUACCGAAGAAAAUGAAUAA
Molecule: messenger RNA, 649 nt
Organism: Dimorphilus gyrociliatus
Lineage: Eukaryota; Metazoa; Annelida; Polychaeta; Dinophilidae
Source: the annotation of a GenBank genome assembly